AUGGAGACAACAAUUCCUGUGAAGACGAUGAUUCCUUCCACUUCUAUGAUUCAAAAUCACGCUUUCAAAACCAAAACAACAACACGCUUAAACACAACUAGAAGGAUUUCAACCCAACUCAAACAUCUCCGCUUUUCUAUCCAUUCCAAAUUCUCUGAUACUAAUUUUCAAGAUUUUGGGAGUUAUGCUAGACCUUCAGGACUUUUGCCAGCCUCUGAAGUGAAAGUGUACACAAAAACAUCAUUAGAAAGCAUUUUAUCUUCCAUUAAGGAGGAUAGGUCCAAAUCUUUAUUCAGACUCAAGUUGGUUACCAGCAACUUAUAUGGCUCAAGUAUAACUGACUUCAAUGCUGGAGUUCUCCUAUGCUUCAUAGAUGAAGAUGGAAAGUCCAUUCUGCAGAGAUUACCUGUGAGUUUGAUGACGGAUCUUUCUGCAGAAUCGGGGGAUAGACUUUAUUUCCAAAGAGGUUCUGUUGAUGAAUUUAUUUUCGAGGGUCCGAAGAUUGCAAGACUUGAGGCUCUUUGGGUCGGUGUUGAAUCGGGUCAAUGGCGCCUAGGAAAUAUCUCCUUAAUUACCAUUAGUUCUGAAUGGCAACCAUCAUUACCAGAAGAAGUAUCACAGUACACUGGCUUCCAAUAUGACUUUCCAGUUGAGGAUGUAUUGCUUGGUGAAGGAACCGAUCUAUCCAUGUUGGAAUUAAGACCUAACCUUGUGACUCAGCUCGAAGGAACCGACCCUUUAAGUUUAUUCAACAAAGGACUUUACGACACUACCUUGCUCCUAAAUCCUAAGAUCUCAAAGGAAGAGAGCAUGAAGGAGUAUUCAAAUUUGAAAUUCUCCUUGCUAUUUUAUGAUGCUGUGCUGACAUUUUUCGGCACAUCAAUUGCUUUCUUCUCAUCCGGUGAAAAUACUGGGUUUGCUUUCUUGGUCGGUGGGAUUGGAGGCUUCUUGUAUCUGCUAUUGUUGCAGAGGUAUGUGGAUGGACUACCAGGUUCAGAAUUAAUCACAAGCAACAAAAAAGGAACUGAUGCAUUGUUCAAAGGAUUGAAGGGUCCUAUAGUAAGUGUAGCAUUGGCUUUAGCUUUUGCUGUGUUUGUAGUAAAGUAUAGCUCAGGAGAUUACAUUGAUGUGACCUUAACACCAAAGGAUAUCAUAGUUGGAAUGAUAGGGUUUCUUGCUUGUAAAGUUUCUGUGGUGUUGUCUGCAUUUAAGCCUAUAGCACCUAAGUUACAUGAGUGA
Molecule: messenger RNA, 1239 nt
Organism: Lathyrus sativus (Indian pea)
Lineage: Eukaryota; Viridiplantae; Streptophyta; Magnoliopsida; Fabales; Fabaceae
Source: the annotation of a GenBank genome assembly